This is a messenger RNA of Orycteropus afer afer, 1902 nucleotides long. RefSeq names its product quiescin sulfhydryl oxidase 2 (gene QSOX2). Gene Ontology annotation, cellular component: Golgi membrane. NCBI's taxonomy places the organism in Eukaryota, Metazoa, Chordata, Mammalia, Tubulidentata, Orycteropodidae. Gene Ontology annotation, molecular function: flavin-dependent sulfhydryl oxidase activity; protein disulfide isomerase activity. The record is from RefSeq and is a predicted model, not a curated record. Gene Ontology annotation, biological process: protein folding.
CCGGGCGAGGAUGCCGUGUGGGUGCUGGACAGCGGCGGCGUGCGCGGGAGCACGACCAACAGCUCGGCCGCGUGGCUGGUGCAGUUCUACUCGUCGUGGUGCGGCCACUGCAUCGGCUACGCGCCCACCUGGCGGGCCCUGGCCAGGGAUGUGCGAGACUGGGCUGCUGUCAUCCGCGUGGCCGCUCUGGACUGUGCCGAGGAACAGAACCACGAGGUGUGCCGGGCCUAUGAUGUCCACUUCUACCCCACCUUCCGGUAUUUUAAAGCGUUUACAAAGGAAUUCACAACUGGAGAGAAUUUUAAAGGAACCGACCGGGAGCUGCAGACGGUAAGACGGAGCAUGAUCGACUUCCUGCAGAACCACACGGAGGGAGCCCGGCCGCCGGCCUGCCCGGCUCUGGACCCUGUUCUGCCCAGUGACGUCCUAUCCCUGUUUGACAGCCGUGACGGCCGCUAUUCGGCCAUCAUCUUUGAAAACAGCAGCUCCUACGUUGGACGAGAGGUGAUUCUGGACCUGACCCCCUACGAGAACGUGCUGGUGAGGAGGGCGUUGGACUCGGACGGGGCGUUUCUCCAGAAACUGGGCGUGUCUUCGCGCCCUUCGUGCUACCUCGUGCACCCAAACGGGACACGGGGCCCCGUUGACAUCCCGAAGCCUUUCCGGUCAUUUUUCUCUGCUUACUUGAAGUCACUGCCCGGAGUGAAGAAGAAACCUCUGUCCGCGCCUGAGAAACCGGGCAGAGAAGAGGACGUAGCCUCCCCAGUCUGGAGGGAAUUUGAUAAGUCCCGGCUGUACACCGCAGACCUGGAAUCCGCGCUGCACUACCUCCUGCGGGUGGAGCUGGCCUCCCACAAGUCACUGGCCGGGGAGGAGCUGAAGACACUCAAGGACUUCAUCAGCCUCGUCGCCAAGCUGUUCCCUGGCCGGCCGCCAGUCAGGAAGCUCUUGGAGAUGCUGCAGGAGUGGCUGGCCAGCCUGCCCCUGGACAGGAUCCCCUAUGACGCGGUGCUCGACCUGGUCAACAACAAGAUGCGGAUAUCUGGAAUAUUCCUAACCAAUCAGGUCAAGUGGGUUGGGUGUCAAGGAAGCCGACCAGAGUUGAGGGGCUACCCCUGUGCCCUCUGGAAGUUGCUGCACACCCUGACGGUUGAGGCAGGAGCUCGCCCAGAUGCGCUGGUUGGCACAGGUUUUGAAGGCAACCCCCAGGCGGUCCUGCAGACCAUGAGGAGGUACAUCCACACCUUCUUUGGGUGCAGGGAGUGUGCCGAGCAUUUUGAGGCGAUGGCACGGGAGUCCCUGGACGCGGUGAAGACCUCCGACCAGGCAGUGCUAUGGCUCUGGAGGAAACACAACGUGGUGAACAGCCGCCUGGCAGGCCAUCUGAGUGAGGACCCCAGCUUCCCCAAGGCCCCGUGGCCCAGCCCAGACCUCUGCGCUGCCUGCCACGAGGAAGUCAAGGGCGUGGACACGUGGCAGGAGGGGCAGGUGCUUGCCUUCCUGAAGUGGCACUACAGCCGCGCCAACGUCCUGGACACAUACUCCUCAGACCCCGGGGGUCCCCAGGAGGAACAAGAGAAGGGACGCCCUGCCCCUCGGGAGUCCUGGGGCAGCCAGCACCCCGGUAGUUUCCGUCCACCAGACGCACCGGGCCCCCGCCCCCACCUGUCGGAGAACUUGCCCCGCAGAGUGGACGUCAGGGCCCAGAGCCCGCACGGAGUCGAGGCCCGCGUGGAGCCUGCCGCCACGGUGCCCACCCUCGGGGCCGGUUUCUCUAGCCUGGACAUGAGCCUCUGUGUCCUGCUCUACGUGGCCUCGUCCCUGUUCCUCAUGGUCAUGUAUUUCUUCUUCCGCGUGAGGGCCAGGCGGUGGAGGGUCAAGCACCACCCCCCCGCGGUGUAG